Molecule: messenger RNA, 1020 nt
Organism: Magnusiomyces paraingens
Lineage: Eukaryota; Fungi; Ascomycota; Dipodascomycetes; Dipodascales; Dipodascaceae
Exons: 1
Coding region: 1-1020 (339 amino acids)
Biological process (GO): mitochondrial proton-transporting ATP synthase complex assembly
Cellular component (GO): mitochondrion
Source: RefSeq, a predicted model, not a curated record
AUGUUUAGAAUGGCUUUACGUCAGAACAAUAGACUUUCUUUGGGUGUUGCUGCCAACAGCGCUGCCAACGUCCGGCUCGCUAAGGCUGCUGCUGUGGCCUCCCAGCAACAGCGUACUUACGCCGAGGUGCUCCCCCAUUUCAACCCAGAGACCUCUGAAGGCGCUUCCGCAAACUCAGAUAUUGCUGCCAAAUAUCGCGCCAAGCUUGAGGCAAAGGCCACUAAAGAGGGUCUCUCAUCUGUUAAUGAGCUCAAGGAAAAAUACAAGGACAAUAUUGAAACACAAAAUGCUCAGUACAAGAAGAUGGAUCCAUAUGCCAAAAUCAAUGAGGCCAAUGAAAGCGACGCGCCUGCUCCAUUGAACGAAACUGGAAAGGCUGCUUCGGAAGCUAUCAAGAAUGCACCAAAAGUGCCUUCUUCAGAUAUCAAAGAGCUUGAUACCUUCAUUGACGUGGAGAAGUUUAAGCUUCACGACCGCAAGGAAAUUGAGAUGCUCUGGAAGCUCCGAUUUUCCUCUAAUCCUCUUGCCAUUUGUGGUGUUGUUGAGGGCGAGACUUUUGCUAAUAUUUACAAAAAUGCUCGUCAAAACCCUAUGUUUGUUCUCCCUCUCCCCCGUGAUGCCCCUGAGCAAGAGGGUGCUACUGAGAACGACAAGAACGGCAUUGAGAUGCACUUGGUUCAGUGGUCUUUUGUUGGUCCCUAUACCAUCCACUGUCUCUUCACCACCCUUGCUGAGUACAAACUGCAUCAAGAGUAUGCUAAGCCUCACACAACUCUUAUUCUACACAGCGAUCUUUUGGCUGACAAGGGUAUUGCUCUCCUGAACGGAACCGUCGAGAAGGAUGUCCCCGUUAAGCUUGAGGAUGCUCAUCUUUUGACUCUGUUCCUUCAAAAGAUUUACAGUGCCACUCCUGCCACUGCAGCUGGUAAGCGCAAGCUCGCUCUUUUGGAUGGCUUCACCAAUGGUGAUGUCAACUUUUCUGUGGAUGCUCUCUGUUCCGAGGUUGAAUCUUUAGAUUAA